Messenger RNA from Tricharina praecox, 2204 nucleotides. RefSeq lists its product as uncharacterized. The transcript has a single exon. The coding region runs from base 40 to 1956 and encodes 638 amino acids. The record is from RefSeq and is a predicted model, not a curated record. NCBI's taxonomy places the organism in Eukaryota, Fungi, Ascomycota, Pezizomycetes, Pezizales, Pyronemataceae.
UUGCGUGGCAGAGUUAUCCAAUUCGGCACGUGAAGAGGGAUGCACCCUUAUGCCAAGCCUCCUUUGCGCUACUGCAACCUUAAACCCACUAGCAAAACAUUUCCCACCACCCCGCCACGCCCGAUCACUCAACCACGAAGGAUUCCACACUCCCCCCACCACGCUCCCUCCUCCCCCUCCAAAGCGCAAAUCACCAUGCGUCCCUCCCCGCGCUCCAUGGCAUUAGCCAUGUUCCGCUUCCCCUCUUUGCGGGCGACGAAGCGGGUCACGAUCAUCAAGGGCCAAUCGACGAACCUACACAUCAAGGGCGUAUUCAAGCCGGGGUCUCCCGCGAUCCUGAUCGUGUCGACUGCGCCCGAAGAGGAGAUCCUAGACAUCCAGAACUUCCAGAAGUACGUGUCCGACAUCAUGAGCAAGAAGUGGCCGGACACGGAGCUGCUCGGCGGCCGCAUCGAGUACGGCCUCAGUAUCGCGUUCGAGAAGCGGCGGGUGCGCAGGGUGGAGACCGUCGAGGAUAUUAUCGAGUUGGCCAAGACGAAGGGGUUCCCAGAUGCCGACCUCGUCGAAAAGUGGGUGCGCGCCCGCCUCGAGAGGUGUAAGGGCAUUGGCCCGUGGAAUAUGACCAAGGGCCAGAUUACGUUUUCGGGGGUGCUGGGUGGGCGGGAAGAGGUGUUGGCGCGCCAGAGGAUGGCGGACGUGGUGCCGCGGGGGGAUAAGGCGAUCAGGUUGAACGUGUCGCCGUUCCACCGUCCUCAUACGGAUCCGAAGGAGAAGGAUAUUAUGGCUGUACGGCCGGGAAUCUUGAUUGAUCGUGGCAGGGUACGGUUCGAUGGAUUGCUCAAGCCUCAGCCGGUGGAGGACGACGGCCAGAAGGGACUUGUGAACCGCCCCAUGCAUACAAUCCUUAAGCCGACAAGGACGGAACCGAUCGAAUCGCACUCCGGUCCGACCAUCAGGAGACCAACUCUCUUUCGAGAUGCAUCCCCGGAGCCGGAGCGGAAGGACCCGCACUAUCCAGCUCCAAUGGACGGUCCAGUGAUCACGAAACUGUCUGAAUACCGCGAAUAUCUCCCAGGGGAGGUCCGGACACAGCUGUCGGGGGAGGAGCGGGAUAGGGAGAGGGAGAGGGAGAGGGAGAAGCUGAGGGAGAUGGAGAGGGAGAGGCAGAGGCUGAGGGAGAUGGAGGGGAAGAAGCCAGUGCAGGUGCAGGAGCCGGAGAAGGCAGUCUACAAACAAAUGGUCCGUAAAGACACCGAAAAAGCCAGUGCGAUCGCUGCAAAGUUCGCCGAGCUCGAAAGAAUGAUCAGUGAAGACGAGGCCUUGAAACCCACCCACGGCGAAAAACUCUACCAAUAUAAACGGCAAUCGAGCAUCGAGCACGACGUCGACGUCGACAAAUCCUUCGACUACGCCAAAUCACCAUCCUCUCAAGACCGGUCCUACGACAGCAAACACCCCUCUACUCCCUCAUCUCAGGAGCAAUCCUACAGCCGGCAAGGGGCUCAGCGUUCCGAAUUGCAGCAGGGCCGCUAUUCCCCACCACGCUCUCAAGAGCAAUCCUACGACCGCCAAAACCGCUCUCCCUCAUACUCGGACCGGGAGCGACCCCAGCGCGAUUACAGAUACGCGCGCUCCAGUGAGCAGCGCGAUUCCACCCUUCCUCCUCAUCCUCCUACUUCUCCCACUUCUCCACCGGAAACCCCGGAAGGCGCAUCAGCUAACCCUUCCCCCGCGAAAAAGCUGAAAAUUAUCCGCUUCGCCAGCGGGCCGACCGACGACGAGAGCCCACUAGAGCCUUCAGCUGUCAUCAUCAACGAUAAGGACACGCACACCGGUCCGGUCAUCACAUGGCCCUGGCACCACGUCCCUCCUUCCGAAGACGGCACUCCUCCCCCUAUCCGGUAUCACCAGGUGGACAGGCCGAGGGGAUUGAUCCGAAGGCAUUACUGCAGUUAGAUGGAAGGUGGGAAAUGGGAACUGGUGGGGAGAGGGGGAAGUGCGUGGAGCUCUGCUUGGAGGCGUUCGUUUACACGUGACGGGGUGAUCUGUCGUGUUUCAUUAUAUUAUCGCGGCAAGAUUUACAUUGUGCCGGAAUCGUGUCUUCAUAGAAAGGGGGGUUGUCGAUGCUGUAAUUGUACAUAUCAUACCACUCGCUCUGCUCUGUUCUACCUAAGUACUCCACUAAGUAGUUCCCGAUGUCAAUA